CAACAGCAUCUCUCACUCUCUCCAGCCUACUCCAACUACCAAACCAAGCCCACUUUCAAGCUUACGCUUCAACUCUCUCUACCACUUUCAAGAUGCAGCCUACCGUUCUCCUCAUGGGCCUUUUUGCCGCCGUCGCCGUCGCCGCGCCCACUGCCCCCGGCUCCAGCACCGACGUCACCUCCAACGUCAACUCGAACAACCCCCAGGACAACAGCCAGAACGUUGAGCAGACCCAGACCCUUCCUAUCAGCGUCGCCCACGAUGGUAUCUUGAACAACAACGACAUCGUCAAGAACGUCGACGUGACUGCUCUCAACGACGUCGCCAACGACCUCACCGCCGCUGUCGGCAUUCUGGGAACCGCCUCGGCUUAAGGCAGCGAUCAUUGACUCCGUUCAAAGCCGCGGCCUUCGAGACUUUAUGCGAAGGAGAUAGGCAAUGGCGGGAAGGAGUGGAGGCGGGAUUUGUCUUGACUCGUCUUGUACUUAGACAUUUUCUCUUCUGAGGUUGAUAGUAAUUUUAAUCGAGAUGUGUUUAUACACCUGAA
Aspergillus fijiensis CBS 313.89 is the source of this 547-nucleotide messenger RNA. RefSeq lists its product as uncharacterized. The record is from RefSeq and is a predicted model, not a curated record. Lineage: Eukaryota; Fungi; Ascomycota; Eurotiomycetes; Eurotiales; Aspergillaceae. The coding region runs from base 93 to 374 and encodes 93 amino acids. The transcript is spliced from 2 exons.